GGGAUAUACAAUAGAGGCAUAUCCAUUUGGUUAAUUGAUUAAGAAGAAUGAAUCCUUCAGCAAAAACUCUUCUUAUAGUCCUUGCAAUUUUUUGCCCCUUUUACAUUCUAUUUUACAUCUCGAAACAUGGCAAAGGAAAAGGCAAAACCUUUCCUGGUCCUCGACCCUUGCCAAUCAUUGGGAACCUCCACAUGUUAGGCAUGCUUCCACACCAAUCCCUUUAUCACUUGGCCAAAAAACAUGGUCCUAUAAUGCCCAUAAUGCUAGGCUCUGUGCGAACUAUUGUCGUUUCAUCCCCUCAAGCCGCUGAGAUGUUUCUUAAGACACAUGACGAUGUUUUCGCAAGCAGACCAAAACUUCAAGUGCGAAAAUCAAUUUACAAUGGCAAAAAGGGAAUAGCAUUCACAGAAUAUGGACAAUAUUGGCGCAGUGUGAGGAAGCCUUGCAGUCAACAACUUUUUACUGUAUCAAAAAUUGAAUCGUUUGCUCCAUCGAGGAAGGACGUGCUAACGCAUUUCAUUGAAUCUUUGAAGAAAGCAGCAACAAGAAAGGAAGUGGUUAACAUUAGUAAGAUGGUGGGGAAUCUUAUUGAAAAGAUUACUCUAAAAAUGAUUUUGGGGCCUGUGGAGAGGUAUGAGGAAUUUAACCUUCAGGAGCUUAUUGAAGAGCUUACUAACUUGGUAGGAGUUUUCAAUCUUGCAGAUUUUGUGCCUUUUUUUGGUGCUUUUGACCUACAGGGACUCAAAGCUCGAACAAGGACGCUUGGUGAAAAACUUGACAAAGCCCUCGAGAUGAUCAUUAACGACCAUCAACAGCAAAAGCAGGAUGAUUUCAUCGGUACGAUGCUUACGGAGUUAAAUAAGCAAAUGAAUCCCAAUGGUGAUAUAAUGGAUCGAAAUAGCAUCAAAGCCAUAACAAUAGAUAUGUUUGUGGCUUCCUUGGACACCUCAUCUACCACAUUGGAAUGGGCAUUAUCAGCGCUCAUAAGGCAUCCGAGGGUAAUGUUAAAACUCCAAUCAGAGUUAGAAAGUAUUAUCGGGAAGAGAAUGGUGGAAGAAAAUGAUUUACCCAAAUUGGAGUACCUAGACAUGGUUGUGAGAGAAACUUUAAGGCUUUAUCCCGUUGCACCUAUGCUAAUUCCUCGCGAGUCAAUGAAGGACAUAAUUAUUGAUGGUUGUUACAUAUCGAAAAAGUCGAGGGUCAUUGUGAAUGUUUUUGCAAUUGGGAGAGAUCCUAAUGUCUGGUCCAAUAAUGUUGAAGAGUUCUUUCCAGAAAGGUUCAUUAAUAGCAAUAUAGAACGUCAUGGACAUGAUUUUGAACUCAUCCCAUUUGGUUUAGGCCGUAGAGUAUGCCCCGGGAAGAAGUUAGGGUUAAUCAUAGUUAAACUUAUUUUAGCUCAAUUGGUGCAUUGUUUUGAUUGGGAGUUGCCUGGUGGAAUGUCACCAAAUGAUUUGGACAUGACUGAGAAAUUUAGUGCCUCAUUGCCAAGGAAGACUAAUCUCUGUGCCAAGCCCAUUUAUCGCAUGUAGAAAUGCAAACUUCAAGAUAAUGUUUGUAUUGUGAUAUAACAAGAUGUAUCUGUAUAAUAAAGUUGAAGUGUUUUUAAAA
Molecule: messenger RNA, 1608 nt
Organism: Gossypium raimondii (Peruvian cotton)
Lineage: Eukaryota; Viridiplantae; Streptophyta; Magnoliopsida; Malvales; Malvaceae
Product: cytochrome P450 CYP736A12
Exons: 2
Coding region: 48-1529 (493 amino acids)
Molecular function (GO): iron ion binding; heme binding; oxidoreductase activity, acting on paired donors, with incorporation or reduction of molecular oxygen
Source: RefSeq, a predicted model, not a curated record